AUGACAGCAUUCCAGAAAGGCGUCGCCAGAGACAUGCUCCACCACAUGAACUACCUGCUGCAAGAUCAGGAGGACAACCAAGCGACCAAGACGGCCAACAGGACACUCGGAGAUCAAGGCGGACACCGCAUCAACAUGGCGGACGACGGCCACAGUCGCGCCACCAUCCCUGCCACCGAUCCCUUCAACCCAAGGACUGGCACCCACGGUGGACAGCAGGACCAGGCACCAGCACCCUGCGGCGGCGACUGCUGUGGACAACACCGGUGCCCAACAUCGCCGUUGGAGGACAUGCCCCAGCCACGGCUGUCCACGGCUCAGAUCAGGAUCGCCGACAAGCAGACGCCAAGGGGCAACGAGGUCCACAGAUUCGAUCAACGACAUCCUGUACUCUGCUCCGCCUCCACGCCCGCCCACGACAACAACGGGGAGGAGUACUACCCCGGCUACGACCACACGGGCUACACCACAACGGCGGAACAAACGCCCCUACCGGACAAACAAGCGACCGCCACCGACUUGACCAACUAA
This is a messenger RNA of Prorocentrum cordatum, 531 nucleotides long. The record is from the annotation of a GenBank genome assembly. Lineage: Eukaryota; Dinophyceae; Prorocentrales; Prorocentraceae.